Molecule: messenger RNA, 1050 nt
Organism: Rangifer tarandus platyrhynchus (Svalbard reindeer)
Lineage: Eukaryota; Metazoa; Chordata; Mammalia; Artiodactyla; Cervidae
Source: the annotation of a GenBank genome assembly
AUGUCUUCCUUAAGUGGGAAAGUCCAAACGGUCCUGGGCCUUGUGGAGCCCGGCACACUAGGUCGCACCCUGACCCACGAACAUUUGACAAUGACCUUCGACUGCUGUUACUGCCCACCUCCUCCAAGCCAUGAAGUUAUCUCCAAGGAGCCUAUUGUAAUGAAAAAUUUAUUUUGGAUCCAGAAAAACCCUUAUUCCCAUAAAGAGAAUCUGCAGCUGAAUCAGGAGACAGAAGCCAUCAAGGAAGAACUGUUAGAUUUUAAAGCCAAAGGUGGAGGAGCUUUGGUGGAAAACACAACCACUGGUCUCAGCCGGGACGUGCGGACCUUGAAGCGGCUUGCGGAAGAGACGGGCGUCCACAUCAUCGCUGGCGCUGGCUUUUAUGUGGAUGCGACUCACUCCUCAGAGACCAGAGCCAUGUCAGUGGAGCAGCUUACUGAUGUCCUUGUUAAUGAAAUUCUCUGUGGAGCUGAUGGAACCAGUAUCAAGUGUGGCGUUAUUGGGGAAAUUGGUUGCUCCUGGCCUCUGACUGACAGUGAAAGAAAGGUUCUGCAGGCAACAGCUCACGCCCAGACUCAGCUUGGCUGUCCUGUUAUUAUUCAUCCCGGAAGGAAUCAAAGUGCUCCAUUUCAGAUUAUCCAAGUGUUGCAAGAAGCUGGAGCAGACAUCUCCAAAACAGUUAUGUCACACAUCGAUAGGACUAUCCUUGAUAAGAAGGAACUACUGGAGUUUGCUCAACUUGGCUGUUACUUGGAAUACGAUCUCUUUGGUACUGAACUUUUUCAUUAUCAGUUCAACCCAGAUAUUGACAUGCCCUGUGAUAAUAAAAGAAUUAAAAGGGUGAGACUUCUGGUGGAUGAGGGCUACGAGGAUCGAAUUCUGAUGGCACACGACAUACAUACAAAGAAUCGGCUGACGAAAUAUGGAGGUCACGGCUAUUCCCAUAUCCUCACCAACAUUGUUCCUAAAAUGUUGCUGAGGGGGAUAACUGAGGGUGCACUUGAUAAGAUACUGAUUGAGAACCCCAAGCAAUGGCUAACUUUCAAAUAG